Molecule: messenger RNA, 861 nt
Organism: Strongyloides ratti
Lineage: Eukaryota; Metazoa; Nematoda; Chromadorea; Rhabditida; Strongyloididae
Product: F-actin-capping protein subunit alpha
Exons: 2
Coding region: 1-861 (286 amino acids)
Biological process (GO): actin cytoskeleton organization; barbed-end actin filament capping
Cellular component (GO): actin cortical patch; F-actin capping protein complex
Molecular function (GO): actin filament binding
Source: RefSeq, a predicted model, not a curated record
AUGAUACCAAAUCUAAGCAAAGAAGAUAAGGUUGAAAUUUGUUCUAAGAUUCUUCUUAGUUCACCACCCGGUGAACUUAAUGAUGUUUUUAAUUCAAUUAGAGGAAUUAUUAAUGAUGACGAUUUGUUAAAGAAUAAAUGCGCACCAGCUGUUGCUCAGUAUAAUUUGGAUAAUUUUCACCAAGUUAGACAAGAAUUACCAAAUCCAUGUCUUAUUACAAAAUACAAUCAACUUGGUAACGAUCGAUUUUUAGAACCUCAAGCUAAUGUUACUUUUAAAUUUGAUCAUAUCAGAAGAGAAGUAUCUGAUAUCACUCCUGCCGAUAAACUUUUUUAUAGUGAAGAUUUAAAUAAGUGGCGCAAAGUUAUUCAAAUAGAACUUAACAAAUAUGUUGAAAGAUCUUACAAAAACUCUGGCGUUGGUGUUGUUUUUGUUUAUGAUGGACAAAUAGUUAUAUGUAUUGAGUCUCAUCAAUUUAGACCAAAAUCUUAUUGGAAUGGAAGAAUGAAAUCAUGUUGGUUUAUUCCACCAUUUGAUGGUAAAAAUAAUACCAUAGAAAUUAGUGGUACUGUUAAAUUAGAUACUCAUUAUUUUGAGGAUGGUAAUGUUCAACUUAAAAUGGAUCAUACUUACAAACCAAAGUGUGUGGCUUCAAACAUUGGUAAUAUGGCAAUUGAAGUUGUUAAAGCUAUUGGAAAAUCUGAGGAUUCUUAUCAAGCCACUAUUCAAGAAACUUAUAUGGCUCAAAUUGAAGAAGUCUUUAAACAACUUAGAAGAUCCCUUCCAAUAACCAAAACAAAAUUUGACUGGAAUAAGAUUCACAAUUACAAAAUAGCUCAAGAUAUGAGCCCAAGUGUUUGA